GGAGUUUCAAGCUCAUUUUGUUCUGGAUAAUGUGACAAUCAUCCACAAUGGUACAUUCAGAUGCUAUGGCUAUUUUAGGAACCAUCCCCAGUUGUGGUCAAAAUCAAGUGACUCCCUUCACCUCUUGGUCUCAGAUUCCAAGGACCAGUCUCACAUCCACACUAAGAAUGAACCCACAGCCUCCCAGCACGAAAGUCACACAGUUGAAAAUCUCAUCCGAAUGAUCAUGGCUGCCUUGGUUCUAGUGACUCUAGUGAUUCUGCUGUUAGUAGCUUG
Peromyscus maniculatus bairdii (prairie deer mouse) is the source of this 276-nucleotide messenger RNA. Lineage: Eukaryota; Metazoa; Chordata; Mammalia; Rodentia; Cricetidae. The record is from RefSeq and is a predicted model, not a curated record.